UGAUUUCUCAAAGGAAAAAAAAUCUACUGAGAAUAUUGAAAAGUGAAAACUGUUUCUAUGUACUGUAAUAUUCGGAAAAGAAUAAAAAAAAAAAAAAAGAAGAAAGAAACUUCACUACUUGUCAUUGUGUUCAAAUUUUGCGGUCUUUUUUUUUUUUGGUGGAUUUUUUUUGUUGUUGUUGCAGAGUCUUUGGUCAAUCCAAGGAGCUCUUCUACAUUAACAGAAACUCCUAAGGCUUAGAUACAAGAGAGUUAAAAGGAAGAAAAAGAGAGAAACAGAAAAGGAAAGAUAAAGAAACAUUUUCAUUCCUUUCUUUAUUAACAUUAAUUCAUAACCCUGCUCUUUCUCACAACAAUUAAAAAAAAAAUUUGGGUUUUCUUUUUUCUUGCAAGAAACAAUCUUUUUGUUGCCUACCAGCAUAAAAAUCAGCUAUAGAAGGUAUAUUUGGGAAUAUAUAUAAGAGGAAAGUUCUUGAUCCGAAGAUCUAUGGUAGUUGUGGGAACCAUUUGUAACUGAAUCAAGAUAUAAGGUGUUUUUUUUUUUUUUCCUAUGUUUUGAGUUGGUGAUGAGCACAUUUUUGCUGUGAAGAUUGUUUAUUGGAUCCUAUGAUAAGGUCUCACAAUGGUAUCACUGAACAUGGAGAAGAAAUGGGUGUUUCCCCUUGUGAUAAGUUCUCUCAUAUGCAUGUUCCUUCUUGUCACUUCCUUCAAUAUGGGGCUUGUUUCUCCAGUUUACAAAAUCAAUUCAAUCUUCUCCAUUUUCCCGGCUCACAUUUCUAUGAAUCAAAGAAAACCGGAGUAUGCUGAAUCGAAGAUCAACCUAGGUUCGCCACCUCCUCCUGCUGGUCCAACGAUUCCACGUUUUGCUUAUUUGGUUUCUGGAUCAAAAGGUGAUCUGGAAAAGCUUUGGAGAACACUUCAUGCACUGUAUCAUCCACGGAACCAAUAUGUGGUCCAUUUGGACCUUGAGGCAUCUGCAGAAGAAAGAUUGGCACUUACUUCCAGAAUAAAAAACCAUACAAUUUUCUCCAAAGUUGGGAAUGUUUAUAUGAUCACCAAGGCUAAUAUGGUUACUUAUAGAGGGCCUACCAUGGUUGCUAAUACUCUCCAUGCUUGUGCAAUUCUUCUAAAGAGAAAUAAAGAUUGGGAUUGGUUUAUCAAUCUCAGUGCAUCAGAUUAUCCUCUUGUGACUCAAGAUGAUCUUCUUUAUGCAUUUUCGGCUUUAAACCGGAACCUUAAUUUUGUUGAGCACACAAGCCAGCUUGGUUGGAAAGCGGACAAAAGAGCAAUGCCUUUGAUUAUAGAUCCUGGACUCUACAUGUCAACCAAGUCUGAUAUAUUUUUGGCCACACCAAGAAGAACAUUACCUACAGCAUUUAAAUUAUUUACUGGUUCAGCAUGGACAGUUUUGUCGCAUUCAUUUGUGGAGUUCUGUGUUUGGGGUUGGGAUAAUCUACCAAGAACUCUUCUGAUGUACUACACAAACUUUGUCUCCUCCCCUGAAGGCUACUUUCAGACUGUCAUAUGCAAUGUUCCAGAGUUCGCUAAGACUGUUGUCAAUCAUGAUUUGCAUUAUAUUUCAUGGGACAAUCCACCUCAACAGCACCCGCAUGUCCUUACCCUUAAUGACACAGACAAUAUGAUUACGAGUAAUGCUGCUUUUGCUCGGAAAUUCAAACUAGACGAUCCUGUCUUAGAUAAGAUUGAUAAGGAUUUGCUUGGCCGGGCACCAGGAAGCUUCACCCCCGGUGCUUGGUGCUCUGGCAAACCAAAAUGUUCAGAAGUUGGAGACUUGAACAAGCUCAAGCCAGGUCCAGGAGCUCAAAGGCUUCACCAACUCAUAGCUAUGUUAGUUAUGAAAGCUAAUCUCGGUCAAGAUCAGUGUACAUAGGUUUCAUGAUGAGGAAGUUCAAUCAAUGAGGCAGACAACAGCGGAGAAAAUUGUAUCUAAUAGAAAAUUUCUAAUAAUGGCAUUCCUCAUCUGGCCUAAUCUCGAUUAUAAUUGAAGGUGAAUCUUUGUCUUGCUGCAAUCAUAGGAAUUGAAAAGUAUAGCCAUAUUCAGGAUCAGAAAUGGUACUCGAUACCCCACUUUUGGUAGAGACUAAUUAGAUAAAAAAAAAAAAAAAAAGCUUUAUACUUCCGUAUCUCA
Molecule: messenger RNA, 2148 nt
Organism: Durio zibethinus
Lineage: Eukaryota; Viridiplantae; Streptophyta; Magnoliopsida; Malvales; Malvaceae
Product: beta-glucuronosyltransferase GlcAT14A-like
Cellular component (GO): membrane
Molecular function (GO): glucuronosyltransferase activity
Source: RefSeq, a predicted model, not a curated record